CUUCCGACGCAGCGCUUGGUUCAGGUUCCGGGGCACCUUGGAGCUCCCGGCCUGUGGGUCGCGCGCGGCGCUCUGCGGCGGCCGGGAUGGAGGAGGCAGGAGCGGUGGUGGCCACGGCCGGGGAGGCCGAACUGAACUUGUCCCGCCUCAGCGUGUCCCUCGAGACCCUGGAGUCGGAGCUGGAGGCGCGGGGCGAGGAGCGGCGCGGCGCGCGGGAGGCGCUGCUACGGCUGCUGCUGCCGCACAACCGUCUGGUGUCGCUGCCGCGGGUGCUGGGCAGCGGCUUUCCGCACCUCCAGCUGUUGGACGUGAGCGGCAACGCGUUGACCGCGUUGGGGCCGGAGCUGCUGGCGCUGCGGGGCCUGCGCACGCUGCUGGCCAAGAACAACCGGCUCGGCGGGCCCGGAGCGCUGCCCAAGGGCCUGGCCCAGUCGCCGCUCUGCCGCAGCCUCCAGGUGCUCAACCUUAGCGGGAACUGCUUCCAAGAGGUUCCAGCCUCGCUGCUGGACCUGCGCGCGCUGCAGACCCUCAGCCUUGGCGGCAACCAGCUUCAGAACAUCCCAGCCGAGAUCGAGAACUUGAGGAGUUUAGAGUGUUUAUAUCUUGGAGGAAACUUCAUCAAAGAAAUCCCGCCAGAAUUAGGAAAUUUGCCUUCUCUAAAUUACUUGGUAUUAUGUGACAACAAAAUCCAAAGUGUGCCUCCUCAGCUUUCACAGUUGCAUUCACUUCGUUCCCUCAGUCUUCACAAUAACUUGCUGACAUACCUGCCUCGAGAGAUCCUCAACCUUAUUCAUUUGGAAGAAUUGAGUUUGCGAGGAAAUCCAUUGGUUGUUCGUUUUGUUAGAGAUUUAACCUAUGAUCCUCCAACUCUCCUGGAGUUAGCUGCACGGACCAUUAAAAUUCGAAAUAUUUCCUAUACUCCCUAUGAUCUUCCUGGGAAUCUUCUUAGAUACUUGAGUUUAGCCAGCAAUUGCCCAAACCCAAAGUGUGGAGGAGUCUACUUUGAUUGCUGUGUCAGACAAAUUAAAUUUGUGGACUUCUGUGGGAAAUACCGUCUCCCCCUGAUGCACUACCUGUGUUCACCGGAAUGCUCUUCCCCUUGCAGCUCUGCCUCUCACAGUUCCACAUCCCAGAGUGAAUCUGACUCAGAAGAUGAAGCCAGUGUGGCUGCACACAGAAUGCAGAAAGUUCUUCUUGGUUGAAAAGGGAAGCAGGGCAGUGUGAAACACUAAAAGACUGAGCAGAGGUGGUUAGAAAAGAGAAUAGACUUGGAAGUUCACUAGAAACCGUACCUUCAUCUUAAAUGUCCAUGACGGAGUUGGAGAUGGUGUAAAAGAUUUUGUCUUUCUAGCCAUUCAGCAGGAAUGAGUCCAGUUCCAUGUUUGGAUUCUUUUAAUAUAAUUCACUCUGAAUGGCAGUUUCAGAUUUAGUUGAUUGUUUGCAGUUUUCACUCAAGUUUUGCAUGAAUCACACAGCAGAAUGGAACAUCCUGAAGAGCAGUGCUAUAAUAAACCAUGAGUGGUGUAACUUGUGACAGUUGAUAUGAAGAUAGAAAUGAUCAAAUAUGUAAUUUUUACCAGAGUUGUCCUUGAGUUUAGGUUGAACACUAUACCGUAACAGGAUUAGCCCUCCAUUCUUGUAUUGCCCGUAUAUCUAGAUUACCAAGUUAUUCAGAUAAGCUCACAGAUGGUUACAUAGGUACUAAACCUUUCUCAGCUACUGACUGGUAAAGUAAGGGAUAUAACUUUCAUGUGGGGUUUUAAGACUCUUCACUUCUGCUCCUUUGUUCUAUAUGAUUGUUGUUACCCUUGUAUAAUCCAGCAAUGACUGUAAUAGUGCCUUAAUCAUAACAAGGAUUUAGAAAUUUAUUCAAGAAAUGAUACCAGAGCAGCCUAUAACCUGACAUACUAUGCAGAACACUUUAAAAUAUGCUUUAACAGAACUAGGUAAACAACUGUAUAUCUGACAUCUGAGCUCAUAGCCACCUUAACUUCAUUUUUUGUUUAAACAAGUCACUUUUAUAAUUAAUGGGAGGCCACGAUCUUGAUCAGUCUGUUCAUCCUAAGGUAGAAUAAUAGUUUUUAAUGGAAAAAUCUGUCAGAUUUAUUUUAACAGAAAAGAGAUGUAAGAUAGGAAACUUCUUUAUGUCUUGCAGUAAAGGAGUGGGAAAAUGAUUUUAAAGGUUUUAGCAGUCCAGUAUGACUCCUUUGCCUGUGUGUACUGAACUGUAACUUCCUCUAAUUUUAAAGAAAAACUAGAGAAACAUUACAAGUGAAAUAAAAUUGGGCACAGCAGUCAUUGUGUUUUUACACAAUAGAACAGUUUCCAAAACAAGUUUAACCAUGGAGUACUUUUUGAAAAUAAUAUAUUGAUAAAAUAUUUUAAAUUUAUUAAAUAUACCCUUAAAGUACAGCAGAAAAAUAGUUUCACAAAUUGCCAGUAGAAAUGACAAAUUUUUAUUAACUAGUAUGCAGUAAAAAUUGAGUAAUAGUACAACUGUAAGUUGACAUUAUAAAAUAAAAUACAUAGCACACAUUAGCAAUCGUUAGCUAACUCAUCUGUAAUAACAUAAUGGUUUGUUGGUAAAUACUACCUGUAGAGUAAUACAAAGGUCAGAAACACAUUGGAACAUCAGAUGAUCUCCCUUCUGACUUCUGGCAUUCAUGACUGGGGCACACCAUUUCCUAAAAGCAAGUUGUUGUAUAAUAAUGAUAUGUACAUAUGUUAGGUUUUUGUCACAUAUAUUUUUUAUUUUAGAAGAAAAUAUACUGUAGGAUAGUUUGUUUAUUAUAUGUUAAUUCAUGAAACAUCAUGAGAGUUUCAUGACUGCAGUUGUGAAACGCUGCUAUAGAGUGAAUCCCUUCACUCUGUUGUAAUAAGAUUCUUUUUUCCUUUUGAUCCAGAAAUUUUCUGACUCUGUCUGUAGAAGUAAUGUAGUAUCUUUCUACUACCUAACAAAGUAGUACAUGGGUGAUUUUAUCAUAAAAUGGAAGUAAUAAAAAGUCUUUGUUUACUUCUCCAUUUGAGCCACAGCAGGCUGCAUAUUACAAAAUUAUAAAAGAUGAUUUAGGCAGUGCCUAAGUGGCAAGCCCAAAGUGUUUUGUAAGUGAUUUAGGUAAGAUACAUAAAAUAUUUUCAUAGAAAAUAAAUAAUGUAUUCAUAGUAAAAUACUCAAAUUGAUAGGACCAAAUUUUUCUGGCUUAAGUGCCUCGGUUUACUUCCUAAUUAAUUACCAGUUUGAUCUAAGUAACAGCUUGGGUAAUCUUCUAAGAGUCUUUGUGAAAUAAGCAGGUAGGUAUGUAAAUAGAUGCUUAACCUUGCCAGAAGAUACACUGAUUGAUCUUUUACAGAUGUAAAUAGGUCCAACCAGAAACAGUUUCUAGUCUUUGCUGUGUAAUGUAGAUAUAUACAUUGUAUACAGCAAAAUGUCUUUAAACAAAAUGUUUCUUAUGCUUCUUUAUAUGUACAUUUGAAAAUCUCUGAUCAGUAUGCAGCUCUCUUUGGUGACUUUUAUUGAAAUCUACAUUUUAGCUGUUAGUUUUCUCUUUUUUUAUCUUUGACCUAACCUUUUAUAAGAGCUGCUAAUAAUUUCUAAGCUUUUCCUGAGCUGCUAAUAAUUUCUGAGCUUUCCCCUGUUUCUUUUCUCUACCUUCCCUGUUUUCAUAACUGGUGACUGUAGAAGUUAACCAGAAGUGAGUUACAGUUCCAGAGUCAUAUAGCUGACUAUGUAUUUAAAUUGAAAGUCUCUCUAGUCGCUGAGUCACUUGUUUGUGUGUAAGUUUUUGAUACUGCUCUACUUGGACAAUUUUAGUGACCAAAACUACUGUGGAUAAAACUACUUAACCAAAGCAUAAAUGUGUUUAGAAUGGAAUUCUUCAGUGCUAAUAUUUGGAAUUGAAAUGGAUACAUUGAACAUUCUUAGUAAUCUUUAUUCCUAGAAUCCAGUUCUCUCAGUGUCACCAACCUGAGUCGGUGAAAUGGUCCUAGGAUUUUAGGAAAUAGGAAUAUUAGCUACUAUAACGUUUUGCUUCCAUGGUGCCAGGGAUUGGCUGACCUGAAGACAAGCUAGUCAGGGUUCUCAGCAUUCUCUGUAUUUGUGUAGUAGAGGUAGAUCUGAGGGUUACUGUUCAUAUUUUACUUCUAAAUGCUUCCUGGGGGAGUCUCUUGCUCUAAAAUUCUUGAUAUUUGGAACUUUAAAUUGACAAAUUUAAAAGUAAAGACUUGUAUUGUAAACUGUACCUCAAACUUGAGAAAUUUUUGUACUAAUGUAAAGUUAAAAGCAGUCCACACUAGUGCAGGGUAAUACUGCAGACCAGUUCUCCCAAACGUUGAAAACACCAAUUUAAACAAAAGAAGACAAGGGAAAGGCUGAUUGCUGGAGUGUUAAAUGAAAGAAAUCUUUAAAAACCACAAAAGGCAGGGAAAGAGAAGUCACCAGACACCCAAGGAGAUCCCUGAGCCAAGAAAGUUUUUUAAAGUAAUACUGAAUUGUUUUGAAAUUAAGUGGCCCACUAACUACCAUCUGAAAGCCUGUUUAUCACUAAAUUUCUUCAGUUUCUGCUAGUGGGAGAUUGUCCACAUCCCUCCAUAAUGAAGGGCCAGCAAAUAAUAGGAUUUUCUUACACCCAACCUUGCUCUUUCCAAAGGGAGAAAGUAAUACCUCAUUAACCUGGAAUUUGUGGUACACCUUUGGUUAAUGUUUACCUUUUCACUAUGUAAAAGAGAAAAAAUACUAAGCAAAUGAUUACUGCAAAUUAAGUUUGAUCUUAUAAAGCAUUUUAGCAGUAGCUAUUUAUAAAAAAAAAGUUAUUCUAAAUAAGACCCUUUGUGGGCUGAACUUUUUAUCAGUUAUAAUAUGUAUAUAUAGUAUAUAAAAUUAGUUAAGCUGCACUUAUUUAGAAAUACCUAAUUUUUACCUAAAUGACUCCCUUUCUUCUCAUCCAAAGUAGAGAUUUUAUUAUGACAGUAUAACUAUCACUCCCCAUUUAGUCCAAAAUAGUCAGUUUUGAAAUUGUGUUGAGCAUUUAACAACAGUAAAGGCUGCCGUAUAGGUUUUAGGCACCGUGACCUGGAAUUCAUAGUUCUGAUCCCCACUGUACAGAAAAGAAAUAUUUGACCUUCACUGUUUCUGUAUUAAGCACUGCACUAUAUAACAUUAAUCUGAUGAAUUUAAUAGCAUCCAAUUUUGUAUUUUAUAGUCAUGAUCUUUUUAAAGGUAGCAGUGCCUUCAGUUGUGCUUUGAAAGUAUGUGCCUUAAAUCUUCCUCCUGGAGCCAAAGUUUGGGGAACUAUGUCAUUUAAUAAGUUGUGUGUGACAGCCUCAUGACGCUUUGCUUUGAGUUGAAGAAGAAUGACUGUGAUCCUGAAGGACUCCUUUCACUAAAAUUAGACCUAGUGUCUCUGAGUCUAGGGCUUUUGGAGAAGGAAUCCCAAUCAUACAUACUGUCAUAGAAGGAUUAGAGUCCCUGAAAUAAAAUCAGUGAAAAAGUAUAUUCUCUUUCAUAUAGAGAAAAUGUAUCUGCUACCACUAAGGGAUGACAAGUUCCUAACGAAUUCAUAUUAAUAGCAUCAUAUAAAGAUAUUAUUGCCAUGAAGCCUAGCAUGUUUUGUGCUUUCUUUGUAAUACCAGGUUAAAAAGGGUAUGGUUUAAUAUUUUUGCAUGUAAAUAUCCCCAUUCUUUUUAUGUCUCUACUUGGUUCAUAUUUGCUAAGAAUUGAUGUAGAAAAUAACAGUUCACUAACAACAAACAUGACAUGUUAUUGAACACUCACAGGGUAAUAUUGAUUUGGGUGCUACUAGACUUUUAUCUAGCACUUGCAUGUCAGUCUCAGUUUAUCAUAAGGGACAGUAUUCAAUCUAGUUAAUAUUAAAAUUUGUUAGUAUAAAGAAGGUUAUUUAUACACCAUUAUACUAGAAACCAUGAUUGGAGAGACUGUCUGCAUUCAACAGAAGUUACUUUCUUCCUUUUGCUGUGAAUAAAUUGGGUAAAACUCUUAUUUUCAAUUCCAGUUAUGGGAAGAAACGGGAUAAGCUUGACAUCACUAUUGCUGGUACUACAAAAGCAUUACUAAAUUGGUUAAUUCUUCUGUCUACAACUCGUGUUUUAAGAGAAUCCUUUCAUUAAUUUAAAUGGUUGACAAUGAUGUGUUACUGAGAAGGAUUAUUAACCUCAACAAUCACUUUACAACAACUAUGGAGCAAACUGUGUGCCUGCAAUUGGUGUCUGUUGCAUUUCUGAGCCCACUUUGUAUUCAUGAGAAGCAAAAUAUAAUGGGAGAAAUAUUUUAAAUAACCACUAUUUUAACUUUUUAUAAAGUUUGGGACUUUAUCAACAAAGGAUAUCAAAAAUAUAUGUACUUUGGGCUUCCCUGGUGGCGCAGUGGUUGAGAGUCCGCCUGCCGAUGCAGGGGACACGGGUUCGUGCCCCGGUCCGGGAAGAUCCCACAUGCCGCGGAGCGGCUGGGCCCGUGAGCCAUGGCCGCUGAGCCUGUGUGUCCGGAGCCUGUGCUCCGCAACGGGAGAGGCCACAACAGUGAGAGGCCCGCAAACCGCAAAAAAAAAAUAGUAAUAAAAUAAAAUAAAUAUAUAUAUGUACUUUUACUUUAGUCAAAUUAUUUUUAUUACCUGAUUUCUUAAUUUUCUGUAUUUGCAUUCUUGUGACUUAAGAAUAUCUAUAUCUGUAGGUAUAUAUAUAUUUAAAACAAUGGUAAUGUAAUUCAGCAGUGUGACUCAAUAAUUACAUUUUAUUUUUGGGACAAGAUAUAGUUUAUUGCAUCAAAUUUAUGUAUUACCUUGUAAUGGUAAAUGCUCUAAAAAGAGUAUUUAAGCUACUUCAAUUCUAUACCUCCUUUUUUUCCUCCAGGACACACAAAAGAAUGUGAUCUAAUAUUAAUCCUCUGUGUGAAUUUUGCCUUAUCAAACAUUGUGCCUUAUUUUAUUAAAAGUGUUUUGUUGGAAUCUAAUUCUGUAUUCUGGAAGAGCAAAAGUAUUUUAGUUUUAAUUGACAAGCAUUUACUUAAAAAAUCUAAAAUCCUUAUACUGUUGGUUUUUGCCUGAUUACUUGCUAUACCAUUGCUCAUCUAUUCAUUGAAUUUUUUCAAUACAUGAAUAAUACAUUAAGCAUGUAUUAGUAUUUAUACUCUCUGUGCUAGAUGCAAAGGAUGAAAGAUGAACUAGACCAGAUCCUUUCUACCAGAGUUCCUUCUGCUUCCACAGUCUUAACAGACUUACGGAUGCAAACUCUAAAAAACAAUUGGUGAGGUCAUGUUGCUACUGAAGGUCAGUUACUUCUUGCAUUUAGUCCAGAAUCAAGCAAUCUUGAUUCAAAGUAGUAUAGUAUUAACUGAGCACAUUGAUAUUGCAGUACUUAUUUAGUGCCAUUAUUUUGGUGACCCUAGAACACCUGACAUAUUUCUAGAUUCCAGGAUUUGGAAGAAUAUCAUGGUUGUUUAUGAGUUGAGGUAAAUAGUGGGUAGGAAAGACACUCUGCAAAACAGACGAUGUUUCAGAAUUGCCGAAAUGGAAAAAGCUCAGCACUUCCCUGGUUGGUAUAUAGGAAGUCCUCCUGGUGAAAAUGGGCUCAGAAAUUUGAGGGCACAAGAGAAGAAACAUUGGGUGUAAAUGAUCUUUCCUGAGGAUAAAACUGCUCCCUAACCUGCCCUGUUGUGGAUGUUCUCCUUAGAACAAGUGUCGGAAGAAGCUUCCUUAAUGGCUUGUCUAACUCUAGAUACUACAUGGGAAGCCAGAACAUUUCAGGGGCUAUGUAAGACUUGGAUGUGUCCCAUUCAUAACAUCAGUCAUUGCCAGCUUCGUGAGCAGUUCCAUCAGCAUGCCCUAGAACGUUAGAGCUUAAGGAAACCUCAAAGGUCUGAAGGUGACUUAUGUUUGAGAGAUGAAAAAAUUUAAGCCCAGAGAGAUGUGUUCAAGACUUCACAUGGUGGGCUAGAGGGGUGUUAUAGGGAGGGUGGGAGGAAGACGUAAGAGGGAGGAGAUAUGGGGAUAUACGUAUACGUAUAACUGGUUCACUUUGUCAUAGAGCAGAAACUAACACCAUUGUAAAGCAAUUAUACUCCAAUAAAGAUGUUAAAAAGAAAAGACUCCACAUGGUGGAAUCUUGAAUCCAAGCCUCUGGAUUCCCAGGUCAGUGCUGUCUCCACUACAGUAUGCUGCUUUCUUUAAUACUCUAUUGUGUGACAGGAAAUCAGUAACAGCAUUGUUACUGCAUUGUAAUCUGCCAACGGGCAUCAAAGUGAGGCUGUCCACACCAUCUCUUCAGAACUUUACAUCUAGUGGGAAACCUUAGAUAAGAGUAAAUAUCUGGGUAACUCGUUAUGUUUACAAAGCAUACUCAAGAGUCUACCUUAUUUAAUCAUCAUGACACUGUGAGGUAGGACUAGACUUGGUGAAAUGUGUUGGUGUGGUUUUGUCACACCCUUUACCCGCCUCUGAGUUUGAAAUCAAUUAAGAAAUUGACAUAGAUUUGAGAAAGGGAUAUAAAUAUCAGCUUUAUCAAAUCCGAAUUGAACUUCUAUGUAAAUUGAGUAUAACCAACCAAAAUCAGACCCCCUCUACUCCCAGAUAGCAUUUCACAAGACUGACCCUAACACACCACAGAUCCAAAGGAGGUCAAGUCAAGUCUUAAGCCUUGUAGUGCUUCCCAAUUAGUAUUUCUCCCACAGGGAGGAAAAAGAUCUAGAAAGAUUUCUUCUGGGCAGCUGUUCUCAACCCUGGUUGCACUUUAGAAUCACUAUGGGAGCUUUCAAAAUAUACAAAAGUAUGGGCCCAUCCCCAGACCAAUUGAAACCUGAUCUCUAGAGGUGGAGUCUGGACAUCAAUAAUUAUUGAUGCCCACUGAGCUCUUCUCUGUGACUCAGUUACCCAGCAAGGAUGAUGAUUCUUUUGUGAAAAUCCCUUCAUGAUAACUUGAGGUCAGUGAAGUAGGAUUUUUAGAGAUGAAGAAAUGGGCCCAAAGUGAUGAAGUGACUUGCCCAGGUUCUCUUAAGGUAAAUCGUGACAGAGCUGGAGCUAGAAUCCAUUCAUCUAUUUAAAAAAAAAAUUUUUUUUAAUUGAAUGCAUACUUCAGACCAGGUGCUGAUUACUAAUCCAAUGUUCUUUGCUUCUCCCUGUCAGUUACCUUUUCUUGAACUGAAAUGUAAGAUGGAUGUACAUUUGUUGGACAUAAGAUGGUAUAUUCAGGUGGAAUACUGAAUUGGCUCUAUUGAAGCCAGCUUCAACUAAGUCGGAGUACCUGCCGAAUCAUGGAGCACAAAAGCAGCAAAACAGAUCAACGUGACUAGAAACAUACGUAAAAGGAUGGCUUGGUCAAAUAUUUCAGGAUAAAGCCACAAGGCAGGAGACAGCCUUUCCAUGGGCGAGGAAAACCUCAUCAAGUCACUAUA
Molecule: messenger RNA, 9397 nt
Organism: Physeter macrocephalus (sperm whale)
Lineage: Eukaryota; Metazoa; Chordata; Mammalia; Artiodactyla; Physeteridae
Gene: LRRC58
Product: leucine rich repeat containing 58
Exons: 4
Coding region: 87-1202 (371 amino acids)
Biological process (GO): signal transduction
Molecular function (GO): protein binding
Source: RefSeq, a predicted model, not a curated record